Molecule: messenger RNA, 2877 nt
Organism: Bactrocera oleae (olive fruit fly)
Lineage: Eukaryota; Metazoa; Arthropoda; Insecta; Diptera; Tephritidae
Source: RefSeq, a predicted model, not a curated record
UGGUUUUAGUUUUAGAUUAUGGUCUUGAUAUUUCGAUAAAUAGUUCAUAUUUUAUCGCAGUUUGCCCAUCAAUAUCUGAGCUUCGUUUAAGCUUUUGUUUACGUCUUGCAUUAUACAUAUAUUGUAGAUUGGAUAAUCUUAGGAAACUAGAAGAUAAUGUGAACUUUAAACUACCAUAGUGGAAUUAGAUUAAACAUUACGCCACGUUUCAAACAAUCCUGGUUAUUGUCUGAUGAACAGGAAAUCCCAGAAGUCACUUUUCAUCAUUUAAAUGCUACUUAAACAUCCAUUAUUGUAGUUGAGUAGCUCAUAGUUUUAGAUGACUUAAAAUCACAUCAGCAAUUAGCUCGCGUAACUACGGUGGCAUAAUUAAAUAUUUUAUUUUAUUUAACUAAUUUUAUUGCAUUAGCAACGAAUUUUGAAGUGUGUAACUAUUUCUGGUAUGUAGUUUUUACAUCCGUACAAAAGAAAAACAAAGCUCGCGCUUCACUCUUUUUAAUCCAGUUGCAUAAUAUGAAAUGUUUCACCCUACUCUCAAUUAGAUAAACUAAUAGUUUGUACAUACAUAUGCAUGUUUUACAUGCUUAUGUACAAUUUUUAUUUUUUAAUUAAACAUCCGCUUAAAGAACGUGUUUACACUGACGGGUAUAGAAAUAAUAUGAAGGGUUAAAAUACGUUAAUAUUUAUUAAACUUAAUUUUUGUGUAUAAAAAUAACUUGGAAAACUCAUACUGCAGUCUAUUCCUUUCGCGCUCACUAAAAUUAAAAGCCACCUUUAUGGUAAAUUACCUCAACUGAACUACAAAUAAUUAAAUUCGCUGAGUCAACAUUAGGGUUUUCUAAGCUUCUACUUUUAUAAUAUAUUUUUAGGUCUAACAAUAAACUAGUGCUUAUUAUGAAAUAAAAAGGAAAAAAUUGCAUUCGAUUUCAGCAGCUUUUAUCAUUAGAUAUCUUUGCAUUUAAAAGUAACAAAAUAAAUCUAAGAUACAUAUUGAUCUUUUUUGAAUUUAUCUUAUAAUACUGAGUUUGGAAUAUAAUUAUAAGGAUAAGUUUUCCAGUAUUUUUAAAGAAAAUAUAUUUUAUACACAAUUUUAGCUUUAGAGAAUACAUUUCAUAGCUACACCUCUGUGCGCAUGCACACUUGUGGGUUAUGGUUAAGUGUUAUAGCAUCCGUUAUUUAUCAGUUAUUAUUAGUAUAACAAUACUCGAAUAGGUCUGCUGCUGUUGUUGAAAUGAACUAUUUAAUAAAACUCAAAAAAAAUUGUUCAUAAGAUUGUCUAUAUUAAAGGUGAAAUGUUGAGUUUGGCCGAUAAAAAAAUUUAAUAAUAAUAUUUUGAAAGGUGUUAAAACUUUACAAUCAUAAAUAUAAACAAUGUUUUGAAUAAGCAACCUGUUUCGAAAUUUUAACCUGCACUAGCACUUAAGGAUGGGAGAAAAUAUUAUAUAUCCGCAUUCUGCCACCUUAUUCGCCGCAAUUUGCGCAAGUAUAUUUGCAAUUACCGGAACAUUUGGCAACUUGAUUACCAUCAUUGCAUUAUUAAAAUGUCCCAAAAUAAGAGUGCACGCCACUACAGCAUUUAUUUUGUCGCUCAGUAUGUCUGACCUUUUAUUUUGCUUAUUCAGCUUGCCAUUGACUGCUGUGAGGUUUUAUGAAGAAAAAUGGACUUUCGGAGAUCCUCUUUGCAAAAUAUUUCCAGUGAUAUUUUAUGGAAAUGUGGCCGUAUCUCUUUUGAGCAUGGUGGGAAUUACAUUAAAUAGAUACAUACUGAUCGCCUUUCAUUCUCUAUACGUACAAAUAUAUAAACGAAAAUAUAUACUACUACAACUGUUUUUUAUCUGGUCAACUUCAUUUAUAUUGCUCCUACCACCUAUUUUAGGAAUUUGGGGAGAAAUGGGUCUCGAUGAAAUUACAUUUUCAUGUACUAUUUUAAAAAAAAAUGGAAAAUCGAUAAAAAAAACUCUGUUUUUGAUUGGAUUUCUUCUGCCAUGCAUUGUUAUAAUAGUUUCGUAUUCGUGCAUUUAUCUAACAGUUUUGCGACAAAAGAGAAAAAUGGAAACCCAUCGAAACUAUAAAGUUGCAUCGAAUGAAUCAGUAUUUACCUCUAGAAAACACAAAGAGGAUAACAAGUUAACAGUAAUGAUGGUUUCCAUUUUCGGAUGCUUUCUUGGUUGUUUUUUGCCUUUAAUGCUGGCAAAUGUAGUGGACGACGAAAGAGCAACCAGUUAUCCUUGGUUUCACAUAAUGGCAUCAGUAAUGGCUUGGGCGUCGAGUGUGAUUAAUCCGAUUAUAUACGCUGCAAGUAACAGAAAUUACAGAAUUGCAUAUUACAACACAAUAAGGCAUUUAAAAUUCUGGGGUAAGCCGUUGUCAUCGAUUCACAGCAGAAGCGUACAUCCCAGUAAAAACGAAGAUUACACAGGACCACUUAGGAGCAUACCGUUGUUUCAAGUUACCAGCGAGAAACACUUACAGAACUUCUUCACUAAGCAAGAAUCACAACACUAUUGCGGAUGUGCCAGAAGACAUGUUAGCGCAGGGUUGCUGUGCUGUGUUAGCAAGUGCUGCCCGUUUGUUUGAGCAUCUGGUAUAGUUUGUUCGAUUCGCUGGAGAGUAACGCUUGGCAAAUCGAAAACAGCUAUUAUUAAAGUGGGCAUUACAUUUUAUUUAUAUUACAACGACUAAAAAGUGGGGAUAAAACUGAUGUGCAACACAUAAGAAAAAGCCUUCGUGAUCAAUCAAAUACAUUAGAACUUCCUAACAACAAAUAAGCCAAAGUUAUUGUGAUUAAAUUAGUUUGAAACUAUACAUAAAAUAGUUUUUUUUAUCCUUUUAUAUUAAUAUAUUUCUUAAAUAAACGUAAUAAUGUUGUACAACAAA